CUCAACGCAAUGGCAAACAGAGCAGCUGGGAAGGGGUAUGAAAAUGAAGACAACUACUCCAAUAUCAAGUUCCAAUUCAUAGGCAUUGAGAACAUCCAUGUAAUGAGAAAUAGUCUGCAGAAAAUGCUUGAAGUUUGUGAGCUGAAAUCGCCUUCAAUGAGUGACUUUCUGUGGGGCCUAGAAAAUUCUGGCUGGCUGAAGCAUAUCAAAGCCAUUAUGGAUGCUGGCAUUUUUAUUGCAAAGGCUGUGGCUGAGGAAGGUGUGAGUGUGCUUGUUCACUGCUCUGAUGGCUGGGAUAGGACAGCCCAGGUUUGCUCUGUAGCGAGCCUUCUGUUGGAUCCGUAUUACAGAACUAUGAAGGGAUUCAUGGUUUUAAUUGAAAAAGACUGGGUUUCCUUUGGUCACAAAUUUAAUCACAGGUAUGGCAACUUAGAUGGAGAUCCAAAGGAGAUAUCCCCCGUUAUUGACCAGUUCAUUGAGUGUGUAUGGCAAUUAAUGGAACAGUUUCCUUGUGCCUUUGAAUUCAAUGAGAGAUUCCUCAUCCACAUACAACAUCAUAUCUACUCUUGCCAGUUUGGGAAUUUCCUGUGUAACAGCCAGAAGGAGAGACAAGAGCUGAAAAUCCAAGAACGAACAUAUUCAUUGUGGGCUCAUAUGUGGAAAAAUCGUGCCGAUUACCUGAAUCCUUUGUACAGAUCAGACCACAGUCAAACCCAAGGGACCCUGCGCCCACAGAUGGCUCCAUGCAACUUCUUGUACAAGUUCUGGAGUGGUAUGUACAACCGCUUCGAGAAGGGGCUGCAUCCUCGACAGUCAGUUACUGAUUAUCUGAUGGCAGUGAAAGAAGAAACUCAGCAGCUGGAAGAAGAGCUGGAGGUCUUAGGAGAGAGAUUGGCAAACCUUCAGAAAUCACAAUUAACUGACAAUAAAGUCAAGAGUAAGCAACAAGAUGGAAGCAAACAGUUAGGGCUUUCUACUUCCAACAACAGCUUAGCUAACACUCCCCAGGAGUAUAGCAACGAUCUGAAAUCAUUCCCAUCCCGGAGCCCUUCACAAGGGGAUGAAGAAGACUCAGCCCUGAUUUUGACACAGGACAACCUGAAAAGCUCUGAUCCUGACCUGUCAACUAACAGUGAUCAGGAGUCUGGUGUGGAGGACUUAAGCUGUAGGUCCCCAAGUGGGGGUGGCUGCUUGCCUAGUGAAGACAGUGGCAAGGAUUCAGAUGAGGCUGUAUUUCUGGCAGUCUGA
Messenger RNA from Balearica regulorum gibbericeps (East African grey crowned-crane), 1248 nucleotides. NCBI's taxonomy places the organism in Eukaryota, Metazoa, Chordata, Aves, Gruiformes, Gruidae. The record is from RefSeq and is a predicted model, not a curated record.